CCGAUGAACGCCAACCGCCCCGUCGCAUUCACCCCUGCCCUUCUGUUCAUUCUUCGCAGAGAGUGCUUUUGAGGGAGGACGGCAAGAGAAAGAGGGAGCCAUUCUCGGCUUGGAAGGGCGUUCUUGAGCUGCUUCUUCCCCCAGGCAGCUGCUGAUUGAGCUUCUGAGCUGGUGCCUUCUCGUUCUUUGGUCAGAGCUCGAUUUGCACUUCGUCUCCUGCGCACGUCUGAAGCACAGGCACUCUGCCUCAUUUCUUGCCUGCGAGAGCACCCUUUGAGGCCGAAGACAAGUCUCCAUUGUCAAGCUCGUUGCUGUCAAAAGUCGAGUCCCUCAGAUUCUGGAGAGACCUACCAAUCUGAAGGAUGGCGCAGCCAACUCCUUACUCGUACUUCCGGCCUCCUGUGCCUGUGGACCCUGCAAAUGGCCAGAAGGGCCCAGUGUUGACCCCAAUGUUUGACACACUAGGCAUUCCGCUUGCACCUGUUCCCACUGGACGGAUACAGUUUGAGCCCCCCAACUAUGGACCUGACGUGACAGUGGUUCCGCUUGCCCCUGCCCUUGAGAACCCCCUGCUACGGCUGCCCCCCAUGGGGGCCCAGGCAUCAUAUAUUGCUUCCCCCCCAAGGGGAAAGAGAGGAGAGGUUGUCCGGCCGCCAGAGGACCGAGAGGAGCGGCAGGCUUAUGAGGAAAAGAAGAAGUUUGCCAUCUCGCUGAUCAAGCGGUUGCCAAUGGACACGCGCAAGCUGAUCUGUGUGGCAGAGUACUUUAAGCACAUGGAACAGGGGAAGCUCAGGAAGCCAGAGGCGUUCAAGGCGGCUGGCGAGUCCGCAGGCACCAGUGCAAAGUCCGCGAUGAACUGGGUGGAGGACUUCACGGCGCGUGGCGACGGGACCUUCUCCGAGUCCAAGCGCGGGAAGCACGCCAAGAGCCCGUGGCUGCUGCAGGCGCCACACCUGCAGGCGCGCGCACAGCAGUGGCUCAAAGAGCAGACGGCGCCAGAAAGGGUCCCCCAGAAAAACGGCUCCCUGUCCAGAGCCUUCCAAGAGUACUGCAACAACGAGCUCCUGAUUGACGCGGAGGUCCCAAAACCAAAGAAACGGAAAACCGACGCAACCGAGGCUGUCGACGAAGAAGCGCCCCCUGAUGCUUCUGGAGCGCGAAGGAUCUCGCAAAAGACCGCGCGAGCAUGGUUACACAAGCUUGGAUAUGAUAGCAAGCACAAGGCCAUGGCCGGGGACGUAGACAAUGAGCUAGAUGUGACCGUUAUUGCGGGGCGCUUGCCGGGCGUGGAUGAUGGCCGGGAUCCUGAGGAUUUGCCCAUCGUGCAGCCCAACCAGUCGCUGCAAGAACAAUUACGGUCGUAGGGUCGUCCCUUGAAACUCAGAUUUUAUGUGGGGUUCAUGUGUACAUAGCGUUCGUGUAUGGAUUCCGUCUGCCCUGUCAGAUUGGACGCUCGAACUUCGGAUCAUGGGUUUUCCAUUAAGUUCGAUCGCGAUCGACGUAACUAGGAAGGCAGCAUGCCAAUCACAACUGCAUAGUCGCAUGGCUACGGAUAUCCAGUACGUACGAGCCUAAUGAAGC
This is a messenger RNA of Klebsormidium nitens, 1581 nucleotides long. The record is from the annotation of a GenBank genome assembly. NCBI's taxonomy places the organism in Eukaryota, Viridiplantae, Streptophyta, Klebsormidiophyceae, Klebsormidiales, Klebsormidiaceae.